Pneumocystis jirovecii RU7 is the source of this 11256-nucleotide messenger RNA. RefSeq lists its product as uncharacterized. The transcript has 21 exons. Bases 1 to 11256 code for a protein of 3751 amino acids. NCBI's taxonomy places the organism in Eukaryota, Fungi, Ascomycota, Pneumocystomycetes, Pneumocystales, Pneumocystaceae. Gene Ontology annotation, molecular function: transcription coregulator activity; protein binding. Gene Ontology annotation, biological process: regulation of DNA-templated transcription; DNA repair. Gene Ontology annotation, cellular component: nucleus; NuA4 histone acetyltransferase complex; SAGA complex. The record is from RefSeq and is a predicted model, not a curated record.
AUGGCACCUUCAAAUCCAGGGCGGAUGGAUCCGGUGAUUGCACGGCUUUCCGACCCUUCAAAAGAUAUAAAGUCGAAAAUAGAUGCAGCAACAGAGUUACUGGAGUUUCUGGAUGCUCCUCAGUUGGAUGAUUAUCAAGGAUUUUUGUUUAAAUUAAUACCCGCAAUAAUUCAAGUGUUGGAUAAUGAGCAACAGAAUUUUUCUAAUUUUUCGCUUGAGCAGAAAUUGCGUGGAAAUGUUUUAAACUUGCUUCAUCGGUUGCCUUUGAAUGAAACAUUUCGCCCAUAUGCUGCCAACAUAAUGCAAGUCUUAAUGAAAAUUUUACAUGCAGAUUACGAAGACAAUGCUAUUUUAUGUUUAAAAAUUAUUAUUGAUUUCCAUCGAAAUUUCAAACAAAAUUUGGAAGAAUAUAUCCAACCAUUUUUAGAUUUUGUAUUAGAAGUAUUCAAAAAUAUGCCACAAGUUGUUAAAGAGAGUUUCCCGCCUACAGGUUCUCCUGGAUCUACUUCAUCUUUGACAAAUAUAAAAUUAUCUCCUGAGCCUUUAUCAUUUGAAAAUUCUUCUGAAAUAGAAGAAACUAGUUUGGUUUCUACGAGAAAAUCCAAAUAUAGCUUUAAAGUGCUUACAGAAUGCCCUAUUAUUGUUGUUCUUUUAUUCCAGUCUCACAAACAAAUCAUUUCUACAAAUUUGCCUGCUUUUAUUUUUGCAAUAAUUGAAAUGCUUUCUUUACAAGCUUCUCCUCAAGCUGAAGCACAUUUAAUUGCAGCUUCCAAAAAUGAAAUAUUUACAGGUGUUUCACCUAAUAUUUUAGAUAAAAGCUUAUUUGGAGAAUUUAUAAUAGCUCAAAUAAAGACUAUGUCUUUUUUAGCUUAUGUUUUACGAGGAUUUACUACAGUAAUGAAAAAAUACCAAAACAAGAUACCCGAAUUUUGUGUCCGUAUUUUAAAAGAUUGCCCACCAGAAAUAUCUUCUGCAAGAAAAGAACUGUUAGUCGCUACAAGACAUAUUUUAGCAACAGAUUUCCGCAAUGCUUUUGUUAAAAAGAUAGACCUUUUAUUAGAUCAAAAAGUUCUUAUUGGAGAGGGUGUAACAGUCCAUGAGACAUUAAGGCCUUUAGCAUAUAGCAUGCUUGCAGAUUUAAUUCAUCAUGUACGUUCUGAACUUAAUGUGAAACAGAUAAGUCAAACAAUUCGUGUAUAUUCUGCUAAUCUCCAUGAUUGGACUUUGGCAAUCAGUAUUCAAACUAUGUCUGCAAAAUUGCUUUUAAACAUGAUUGAUAGAAUAAUGAAACUUCCUCAACAAUCAGAAGGACGCCAAUUAUUAAUUAUAAUUUUAGAUAGUUUUGCAAAAAAGCUUAAAGAGUUGAAUCGGUUUUAUCCCUUUUUAAAACAUAAACAUUUUUUAGACAAUACUUCAAAGUCUGAAAACACAAAACAAAUUCAGGAACAUGAAAAUAUUAAAUAUAUAGAUAUUGAAAAUAGAUUGGAUCUUAAACGUUUAAAUCCAAUUGAAUCAUCUUUUUCUGCUUUUAAUUUGUCACCUAGUCCACUUAAAGACGCACGUGUAUUAUUUAAAAAUCUUAUAAUUGGCUUAAAGCCUAUACUAUUCGGUCUUAAAAGUUGUAAUCCAUUAUCUAUUUGUCCAUUAUCCAAUAUGCAACAAUGGAACGAUGUGGUUAGAGGACUAGAUGCGUUCGAUGUUUCUCUUUUUACAAAAAUAUUCGAUGAAGGUUGUAAAGGAUUUAUUUAUUACAAAAAUGAAAUAGAAAAAAAUACGCAUGAUACUAAAUCUAGAGAUAAAUUAACACCUAUGGAUUCAUCAAUUACAAUUAAUAUACCUAGUACUAGAGAAGAGAAGGAUGUUAUUGAGACAUUUGCUACUAUAUUUAUACAUAUUGACCCAGCUGUUUUCCAAGAAAUAUUUCAAACGCAACUUCCUAUAUUUUUUGAACAAGUUCUUGAAAAUCCUUCACUACUUCAUAUUCCCCAAUUUUUUUUAACUAACGAUAAUACAUCACCUGGAUUUGUUGGAAUUUUAUUAUUAUUUCUUAAAAGCAAGCUAAAAGAAGUUGGCACGGAUAAUACUUCUAGAACCUUAGUUCUUUUGAGAUUUUUUAAACUAGCGUUUAUGGCAGUAACAAUGUUUCCUGACUCCAAUGAAACUAUUAUAAGACCGCAUCUUAGUUAUUUUAUUAUUCAAUCUUUUAAGUUAUCAACAACAGCUGCUCAGCCAAUGAAUUAUUUUUUACUAUUAAGAUCUCUUUUUCGAAGUAUUGGCGGUGGACGCUUUGAACUUUUAUACAAAGAAGUUUUACCAUUAUUACAAGUAAUUCUUGAAUAUUUAAAUAAUUUAAUUCAGUCGUCAAGAAAACCAUCAGAAAGAGACUUAUUCGUAGAGCUUUGUCUUACUGUUCCAGUUCGAUUAAGUGUUCUUUUACCAUAUUUGAACUAUUUAAUGAGGCCAUUAGUGUUAGCUUUGCGUCCAGGAUCUGAUCAAGUUAGUCAAGGUUUACGAACUUUAGAACUUUGUAUUGAUAACUUAACCCAAGAUUUUUUGGAUCCAAUUUUAGCGCCUGUUGUUGAUGAUCUUAUGGCAGCUUUAUGGGAACAUUUAAAACCUCUUCCAUAUAGUCAUCAACAUAGUCACACUACUCUUCGUAUUCUUGGAAAAUUAGGAGGAAGAAAUAGAAAAUUUAUAAUGGGUCCUAAGAACUUAAAUUAUAAAUGGGAUUUAGAAAGUCAUCCUCGGAUUUUAAUAUAUUUACAUGGUUCGAAUAAACCUCAGAUAUUUCGACCUACAUUAUAUAUAGAUCUUUCAGUUGAUACAAUUAAGGAUUUGCGUGCAGAUUUGAGUCAUAAAGAAUAUGCAUAUCAAUUUCUUAAUUCUAUUGUCAAAUUGUUUUUAAAUUCUAAUGAACAUCCUCCUAAAUUCGGUGAACUUCUUAGAAAGCAAAUUAAAAUUAUAAUUUCAGGAGAUCCUUCAUUUUUUACAGAACUUGCAGAAAAUGAUAAAAUGAAUAUAGAUGAGUCCAUGUAUUCUGAAAAGAAGAUUCCAAACACGUCUAAUAUUUUAGUACAUGAAACUUUAUGGAAAAAAGCUCUUUUGGGAUGUUUUUAUGCUGUGUCUAUUGAACAAUUAAAAUCUGAUGUUAAAGAAUUUAUUACUAACCUGUGUAUACAUCUUACAUUUUUAGAAUUACAACAAACUUAUGAAGAAACUCAAAUUCGUUUACGGCCAUUUUCCAUUUUAACUUUUGUUGACCCUAUUUAUUUAGAUAUUAGAGUAAUAGGUGAUGUUAUAGUAACCGGAUUAAGUUCAGAAAUAGAAGAAGUUCGGAAUCUCUCAGAAUCUUGUAUACAAAUAUUUUAUAAUACUUUAGUUACAAUUUUGGGGUCAAAUGAAUUAAUGGACAAAAUACCUUUGUUUCAUUCACUUGCUAAUAAAUUUUGUCAUGCAUGUUAUAAAGAGCAUGGUUAUGAUAAAGCUGGAGGAGUUUUGGGUAUAAAAAUUUUGAUUAAAAUUUUAAAUAAAUAUAUCAACUGGAUAACAAACCAUGAGCUUGACUUUAUUAAAGCAUUAUUAUUUGUUUUGAAAGAUACAUCUCCAGAAAUACCGUCAACAUAUAUUAACAAUGCUGUUGAUACCAUUAUGGAUAUACUAAGACUAUGUAACAGCGAUACUAGUGGAAAUGAAUAUAAUAAUGAAAAACAGCGAAAAUUUACUGCUUUAACUGCGUUAUUAAUAACAGAGCUUUCAAACCCAAACACCAUAGUAAGAGAAACAGUUCAAUCAGCAUUUCAUCUUUUAUCUAAAUUACAAGAAACAGAAUUACACGAAUUAUUAAAACCAGUUCAAGAAAGAUUAUUGCAGCCGAUUUUUAUAAAACCUCUUCGGGCACUUCCAUUUGGAAUGCAAUUUGGACAUAUUGAUGCUAUUACGUUCUGUUUAUCACUAGAGCCAUCUUUUUUGGAAUUUAGUGAUGAGCUAAUUAGGUUACUUCAUGAAGCAUUAGCUCUUGCUGAUGCAGAAGAUGAAGCAUUGGUAAGUGCUAAUAAAACUUCUCAGUAUAAAAAUGCAUCGGCUCUAAUUAAUCUUCGUAUCGUUUGCAUUAAAGUGCUUUCAAUAGCAAUAUCUUGUCCUGAAUUCUCUACUCCUGCACAAAGUCAAACAAGAGCAAGAAUUAUUUCUGUGUUUUUUAAGUCUUUAUAUUCUAAAUCGAAUGAAAUAGUUGAAGUUGCAAACAAAGGUUUAAAACAGGUUUUAGCACAAAACCAUAAACUUCCAAAAGACCAAUUACAGGCUGGACUACGUCCUAUUUUAAUGAACUUAUCUGAUCACAAACGUUUGACUGUAGCAGGCCUUGAAGGUCUUGCACGUUUAUUAGAACUUUUGACAAGUUAUUUUAAAGUAGAAAUAGGAAAAAAACUUCUAGAUCAUUUAAAAGUUUGGGCUGAUCCUUCCAUUUUGCAAAUGAUUUCAGGGAGUCCGUUAGAAGAACAACAUUGCAUUACAAUCAUUUCUGCAAUUUUAAAUAUUUUCCAUCUCCUUCCUCCUUCAGCAAAUACUUUUUUAGAAGAAUUAGUAACUAUCGUUAUGGAUUCAGAAAGCCAGCUUAGAAGAACAUCGUCAAGUCCAUUAAGAAAACCUCUAUUGAAUUUCUUGAAUAAAUAUCCUAAUGAUUCUUGGAAUUAUUUCGCACCAAAAUUAGAUCAGCAAAAAUAUAGUUUGUUUUUUUCUCAACUUCUAGUUUCAGAUAUUAGUGAACCGUUAAGAGCUCAUAUUUCAUUAAAUUUAAAUUCUAUUAUUUCGCAUACAUUCUUUAAAGAUGAUAAUAAAGAUAAUAUUUGGGUUAUUGUUUCUGGAAUAACAAUUAUAAAAAUUUUAAUAUCAGAUAUUAAACUUUCAAUAAUGUCAAAUACAGAUUUAAUAGGAACCUUGCUUAAUUUUUUUUCUAUUCCUUUAUUGCAAUCAUUAACAAAUAAAGGCGAUGAAUAUUACCUUCAAGUUAAGUUAAUAAUACGAACUUUAGUAAAAAUAUUGAAAAUGUAUAUUCAGCAAUUUCCUAAUGAUUUUAAAGUAAUUUUUCAUUGUUUUGAGAUAGCAUCUAUGCGAAAUUUAAUAGGAUUUAAUGUGUUUGAUGAACUAAUAUCAGAAAAGAUUAUAUUGAAUAAAAGUAUUCAAUAUAAAAAAGAUAUUAUUAUGUUGUGUUUUAACAUUAUUACUAGUAAACAAGCUACGCCAUGCUGGAAAACAUAUUUAUUUCGGAAAAUAGUUAAUCCAAUAUUAUUAAUAAAUUAUAGUAGACAUGAAGAUUUAAUUGAUAAAUUAUUAAUUGAUACAAUACACACAAAAAUUUGGAAGUUAGCUUUAAGCGAUUUUGGAGUUGAUUUAUUUUUUCCAACUGAUACUAUUAAAAAUGAAAUAAUACAAAUGACUGCAUCAAUUAUCAAAUAUAACACAUUUUAUGUUAAUAGUGAUGCUAAAAAAGAUAUACUUAAAUUUGCAUGGAAUUAUAUUAAAUUGGAUGAUAUUAUAGUUAAAUACUCUGCAUAUGUUCUUUUAGCAUAUUUUUCUGCUUUUUAUGAAGCUUUUCCAAAGAUUAUAACGCAAAUAUAUACGACACUAUUAAGAUCAUCUCAUUCUGAAGGAAGGCAUCUUGUAAAGCAGGCUUUGGAUAUUUUAGCACCAGUUUUAUCAACGCAUGCGUUAUCUACUUCUGAUGUAAAAUAUCCUGAUUGGAUUAAAUGGUUGAGAUCUGUAAUUGUGGAAGAAAAUAAUAAUAUCCCUUUAUUGGUAAACGCGUUUCAGUUUAUUAUACAUCAUGAAGGUUUAUUUUACCAAUCUCGAGGUCUUUUUGUUCCACAAAUAGUUACUGCAUUGCCUAAACUUGGUUUUACACAAAGUGCAAAUAUUGAAACUCGAAUUAUAACAAUAGAACUUAUCGAAUUAAUAGCUAAAUGGGAACAGCGUCGUUUGCAAUUAUACCAAAGUAACAAUAGUUUAGAUUCUACAAAGUUUGAAAAACAGUUUACGGAUGAUAAAUCUUUUGAAAUGGAUGUUGAAUCAAUCAAACAUACUAAGGAAUAUAUUCCAUCAAUGGUUUUGCAAGAUGCUAUUAUUACUUAUCUUGCAAGAGUUGCAUGUUCAUCUUUUGAAGGUUAUUCAAGAAAAGGGGUUUCUAAUAAAGCUAUUCCAUUAAUACGUCAACUCAUAAAUCCUUAUUAUUGGAAAGAUGUUACAAUAAAACUCUCAUUUUUUGAAAAAAUACUUAAACAUACAGAAAUUUCUAAAAAGACUAUAGGACAGUACUGCACUGUACUUGAAAUUCUUUCAGUCGUUGUUGAAUUUCAAUCUAAUCAAUGGAUUUCUGAGAAUAUUCAUCAGUUUCAAGACUUAUUAGAAAAAGCCAUUAAGAUAGAUAACGAACAAAUUCAUAAAGCCUUAAAACCGAUUCUUAUAAAAUUGUUUGCAAAUAUAUCAGAUGAUAAAGAGGGUUCACAUGGAUUAGAGUUCAAAACGUUUAUUAUUAAUACUAUACAUGAUAAUCUUCAAAAUUCUACUAAUUUGAUUUCAACAAUUAAUCUUUUACUAAUUAUCCCAGCUGAGAAAUCCGAAAUUUUAGAUUCUUUCAUGUCUUCUUUAAUAAAAGUAUUUCAAAAAAUAGUUAAAGAUCAUUUAACAUCGGUACAACAAAAUCGUCUAGCGUCUCAAAAUAGUGUUACUGAUAAUGAUUAUUCUAUUAACAAUUUUGCUAGUAUAGAUCCAGAGACAGUAAUAACAUUAAUUGAGGGUUUUAUUACAAUUAUAAAAAAAAGAACUUUGCAUCUCGGUGAUCAACGACGUUUAUUUUUAGCUACAUUAGCUCAAUUAAUAGAAAAAUCACCUAGCUCUCAUCUUUGCUUUAUUAUUUUAGAUGUUUUAAAAGAAUGGGUAACAGAACAAGUUUCUUUUCCAACAAUGAAAGAAAAAGCUGCACUACUUUUAAAAAUGAUAUCAUUUGAAGCUAGAGGAGAUAAUGUGCUUUACAAUGAAUUUUUGUCUUUAAUUAUUGCAAUAUAUGAAAAUCCAGGAAUUUCACGAACAGAAUUAACAAUGAGACUUGAACAAGCUUUUAUGAUUGGCACAAAAACAGAAAAUAUUUCUAUAAGAAACCAUUUUAUGAAAGUAUUUAAUAAGAGUAUACCAAAAAAUGUCUAUACUCGUUUGAAUUACAUUCUGGGUGUUCAAAAAUGGGAAAGUCUUGCGGGUUCAUUUUGGAUCAAUCAGGCAAAUCAAUUAUUAAUUGGAUCUAUAGUGAUUGAAGAAAAAGUAUCUAUUUUAGAAACAGAUCAUGUUUUUCGAACAUUAACUUCAGAUAAACAGCUUUUAUCAUUAAUAGACGAUGAAAUAUUAAUGAUAGAUAGCGAAAUUGAUUCUCUUUUAUUAAAUCACAAAUCAUUUCUUCAAUCUAUAAAUAAAUUAACUGCUGAAAGCAUAAUUAUACCUUUAUCAUAUUUACAAUUUUUAGAAAUGAAUACUAGUUCUCAACUAUGGUCUGAUAUCUUUACUAUAUCAUGGAAUUCGAUAGGAAAAAAAGAUAGACAUGAGCUUUCUAAAUCAAUUGUAACACUAUUAGCAAAUAGCUAUCAUACUCAACAAAUAGAUAAAAGACCAAAUGUUGUCAAAACAAUACUUAAUGGACUUGCGAGAAAUGCAUCAACGAUAAAAAUUCCCCCUCAUUUAAUAAAGUAUUUAGGAAAAACAUUUAAUGCUUGGUAUGAAGCUUUAGAAUUAUUAGAAGAAAUUUCUUCUCAAGGUAGUAAAAAUAUGCCAACUUUAAGAGAAAGUGCUUUAGAUGCUUUAGCAGAAAUGUAUGCUACUUUGCAAGAAGAUGAUAUGUUCUAUGGCUUAUGGAGAAGAAGAUGUCAAUAUCUUGAAACCAAUACUGCUAUAUCCUAUGAACAAAAUGGAAUGUGGGAUAAAGCUCAACAUAUGUAUGAAAAUGCUCAAAUUAAAGCACGAACAGGAGUUCUUCCUUUUUCUGAAUCAGAAUACACAUUGUGGGAAGAUCAUUGGUUAUUAUGUGCCCAAAAACUUCAACAAUGGGAUAUUUUAGCUGAUUUAGCAAAACAAGAGAACUACUCUGAUUUGUUUUUAGAGUGUGCAUGGAGAGUUACUGAUUGGACUACUAAUAGAGAAACCCUUGAAGCUUCAAUAAAAUCACUAAUGGAUAUUCCUACUCCUCGCAGAUAUAUUUUUGAGGCUUUCACUGUUCUUCAGAAAACUCAAACAAAAUUAGAAUCUAUUCAAGAGUUUGUUCGUAUUUGUGAUGAAGGAAUACAAUUAUCAUUAAGAAAGUGGUAUCAGCUUCCAGUAGUUGUUUCAAAUUCUCAUAUACCUCUUCUUCAAAAUUUUCAACAAUAUGUUGAAUUACAUGAAGCUAGUCAAAUUUAUGCCAGUCUCUCAUCUACUAAUACUCAGAAUUUAGAAACAAAAUCUAAAGAACUAAAAAAUAUUUUGAGUACAUGGAGAGAACGUUUACCAAAUAUUUGGGAUGAUAUUAACACAUGGAGCGAUCUCGUUGCAUGGAGGCAAUUGAUAUUUUCUGCUAUUAACAGAGAGUAUUUACCUCUUGUUUCUUCACUUCAGCAACAAACUGGAACAACCGGAAAUAAUUCAAAUGCAACUUCAUUUGCAUACAGAGGUUACCAUGAAACAGCAUGGAUAAUUAAUAGAUUUGCUCACGUUUCUCGAAAACAUCAGUUAGCAGAUGUAUGUAUAAAUCAGCUUACAAAAAUAUAUACAUUACCGAACAUUGAAAUUCAAGAGGCUUUUCUUAAAUUAAGAGAACAAGCAAAGUGUCAUUAUCAAAAUAAUAAUGAAUUAAAUAUGGGGUUAGAAGUAAUAAGUAAUACUAAUUUAAUGUAUUUUGGACAACAGCAAAAGGCUGAGUUUUUUACAUUAAAAGGAAUGUUUUUGGCUAAAUUAAAAUUGAACGAUGAUGCAAAUCAAGCGUUUGCUACAGCUGUUCAAAUCGAUCUCACUUUAUCUAAAGCAUGGGCAGAAUGGGGACAGUAUAAUGAUAAAUUGUUUAAAGAAAAUCCCCGAGAAAUUACAGCAGCAAGUAAUGCUGUAAGUUGUUACUUGCAAGCAGCAGGUCUGCUGAAAAAUGGAAAAGCAAGAAAGGUUUUAAGUCGAGUAUUAUGGUUGUUAAGUUUAGAUGAUAGCUCUGGUGCAAUUUCAAAAGCAUUUGAUUCAUAUAAAGGCGAUAUAUCUGUUUGGAAUUGGAUUACUUUUAUACCUCAACUACUUACUUCAUUAUCUCAUAAAGAGGCACGUCAUGUUAGAAAAAUUUUAGUUCGUAUUGCAAAAACAUAUCCUCAGGCACUAUACUUCCAACUUAGAACUACAAAAGAAGAUUAUACUAUUAUUAAAAAGCAAGCUUUUGCAGCUGCUCAGUCAGCUUCAAAAAAUAAUUCUAUUUCAUCACAUAAUCAAGUAGUUAAUUCAAUGAAACAAGGAAAUGUACAAGAUCAAGCUAAAACUAGUAAUGAAACAGAUACGAAGCAAACUCCUCAAAUAUUCUCUUUCCCUAAUACAAAAACAGAAAAUAAUAUUUUAACAUCUAAUAAUACUACUCCAAAUCUUCAACAACUAUCUAAUUUUCAUCAAAAUCAACAGAUUCAACUUCAAAAUCGUCAACCAUGGGAACAUGUUGACGAAAUUAUGUCAAUUUUAAAAACAGCUUAUCCUUUACUUGCACUUUCUAUGGAAACUAUGGUUGAUCAAAUACAACAACGGUUUAAAUGUACCCCAGAUGAAGAUGCAUAUCGUUUAAUUGUUGCUUUGCUUAAUGAUGGAAUACAGUAUAUUGGAAGAUUAACAUCUGUUACAAAUGAAACUAAACUGCCUUCAGUUACACAGGCAAAUAUUACACGGUUUGCUGAAAGUGUAUUGCCAAAGAAUAUUAAAGUUGCAUUUGAAAAUGAAUUUAUUAAAGAAAAAUUAAAUUUAAAUGAUUAUAUUGCAAAAUUAAGAAAAUGGAGGGAUAAUUUCGAAAAUAUUUUAGAUAAAAGGCCUGGACAUCAGCCUUUAGAACAAUGUAGUCUUUAUCUUAGUGAAUUCCAGUAUCAAAAAUUUGAUGAAGUUGAAGUUCCUGGUCAGUAUCUACAGCAUAAAGAAAAUAAUAAUGAUUUCGCACGUAUUGAUCGUUUUAUGACAACAUUAGAUGUGAUAAGAGGGCAUGGAAUAUGUUAUAAAAGAUUAACUAUUAGGAGUUAUGAUGGUGAUAUUUAUCCAUUUGCGGUUCAAUACCCAGCUGCUAGACAUUGUCGUAGAGAAGAAAGGAUUAUGCAAUUAUUUCGUAUAUUAUCUGGUGUUUUAUUAAGAAAAAAGGAAACCAGAAGAAGAAAUAUAACUUUUACUCUUCCUAUAGCAAUACCAAUUGCUCCUCAUAUUAGAAUUGUAGAGGAUGAUCCCUCCGGGAUUUCUUUACAAGGAAUAUAUGAAGAAUAUUGUCGUCGACACAAUAUGCAUAAAGAUGAACCUUUGGAAUAUUUUGCGUCAAAACUAAAUUCUCAUGGACCUCAAUCUUUAAAUAAAGAAGAUAUUAUUAAUCUUAAAGUCGAAAUUUUGGCUUCUAUUCAAAACAAUUUGGUUCCAGAUGAUAUCCUUUUAAAAUAUUUUAAACAAUUGUUUUCUACAUUUUGCGACUUUUGGAGAUUUCGAAAACAAUUUACUCUUCAGUAUUCAGGAAUAGCAUUUAUGACUUAUAUAAUGAAUAUUAACAAUCGUUUUCCAAAUAAAUUAUAUAUUUCUAGAAGUUCUGGAAAUAUUUGGGGAACUGAAUUUCUUCCAGCAAUGGCUUUAAACAAUCCUGUUUUCCAUAAUGGAGAAGCUACUCCUUUUAGAUUUACCCCAAAUAUUCAAACAUUUAUUACUCCAGUAGGCAUUGAAGGAAUAUUUUCUAGUGCUUUAAUGGCAAUUGCACGUUGUUUAACAGAACCUGAGUUUGAGCUUGAUCAGCAUUUAAGUAUUUUCGUACGAGAUGAAUUAAUUACAUGGUUUACUCAACAGCAUCGUCCUUUGAUACAAGAGAAUCAAUUUCGUGAAAGAGUUGUUGGAAAUGUUGAUUUACUUGUUAGAAGAGUUUCAUCUUUAUCUCAAGUUGCACAGGGGAAUUUACCUGCUAACCAAACAAUAAUUGAUUUAGUAUCACAGGCAGUUAACCCAAGAGCAUUAGCACAAAUGGACCAAUUAUGGGCAGCAUGGCUUUAA